GGCGCGGCCUCCCCGGCUGGCCUGCACUGGCGGCCCUCAUCCCGCCCCUGUGCGGGGCUCCGCGGCCCUCUUGGUCCCGCCCUCCCUCCUCCGCCCUUCCUCCUCUGCGCCGCUGUGCACCGCCCUCCCUGCCGGGCCAGGCCGGCGUGCGCCCUCCCCGCGCGUCUCUCUGCCGGCUCAGCCCUCCGCGCGCCGCCCUGCGGCCCGGCCUCCUCAGCCCCGGCCCGCCGCUCGCCCUCCGCCGCCGCUCGCUGCGGCCGCCUCCGCCACUGCCUCAGCCCGGGCGGGCCGGGCCUCCGCCGCGGACCGUGCACCGGGACGGCGAGGACAGGCUGCGAGCGCACUGUGUUUCCGAAGCCAGAGCCAUGACCUGACACCCUAAUGCCUGCUGUCAGGGCCCCUGCACGACUGGCACAUACAUCAUGGAACUUAAAGUGUGGGUGGAUGGAGUUCAGAGGAUCGUCUGUGGCGUCACGGAAGUCACAACUUGCCAGGAGGUUGUAAUAGCCUUAGCCCAAGCUAUAGGUCGAACUGGAAGGUACACACUUAUAGAGAAAUGGAGAGACACGGAACGGCACUUGGCACCGCACGAAAACCCCAUCGUGUCCUUAAACAAGUGGGGGCAGUACGCAAGCGACGUGCAGCUCAUCCUGCGCCGGACUGGGCCGUCUCUCAGUGAGCGGCCCACCUCAGACAGUGUGGCCCGCAUCCCUGAAAGAACUUUGUAUCGACAGAGCCUCCCCCCCUUAGCCAAGCUCCGGCCUCAGGUGGACAAGUCCAUCAGAAGGAGAGAGCCUAAAAGGAAGUCUCUCACCUUCACAGGGGGCGCCAAGGGGCUGACUGACAUUUUUGGGAAAGGUAAAGAGACUGAGCUUAGGCAGAAGGUGCUGAGUAGCUGCAGGGCCUCGGCCGAGGAGCUGAAGAGGCUGAUCCGGCUGCAGACCGGGAAGCUGCAGGCCAUCGAGCAGCAGCUGGAGUCCAGCGAGGCGGAGAUCCGCUUCUGGGAGCAGAAGUACAGCUGCGGCCUGGAGGAGGAGAUCGUCCGCCUAGAGCAGAGGAUCAAGAGGAAUGCCGUGGAGAUCGAGGAGGAGGAGUUCUGGGAAAACGAACUGCAGAUCGAGCAAGAAAAUGAGAAGCAGCUGCAGGGCCAGCUGGAGGAGAUACGGCAGAAAGUGACCGACUGUGACGGCAGGCUCAAGGACUACCUGGCCCAGAUCCACACCAUGGAGAGCGGCCUCCAGGCUGGGAAACUGCACCGGGAAGUUCAGGAGGCUCAGGUCAACGAGGAAGAGGUGAAGGGGAAGAUUGAAAAGGUCAAGGGGGAGAUGGACCUGCAAGGGCAGCAGAGCCUGAGGCUGGAGAACGGCAUUAGAGCUGUGGAAAGGUCCCUGGGGCAGGCCACCAAGCGCUUACAGGACAAGGAGCAGGAGCUGGAGCAGCUGACCAAGGAGCUGCGGCAGGUCAACCUCCAGCAGUUCAUCCAGCAGACAGGGACAAAAGUCACCGUGCUGCCGGCUGAGCCCGCCGGAAUCGAGGCCUCGCAGGCAGACGCAGAGACAGAGGCGCCGUUCCAGUCUGGGUCCCUGAAGCGACCUGGUUCAUCUCGGCAGCUUCCCAGUAAUCUUCGUAUUCUACAGAACCCUGUCUCCUCUGGUUUUAAUCCUGAAGGCAUCUAUGUAUAACACUGUCUUUGGGAGAAGGAUCCAGCUAAGGUACCAUGGACGGUAAAAUCCUUCAGUUUGUGCCAACUGAACAGAGGGUGUGUUCCCACGCCAUAUCCUCUCUCUCAGCCACACACCACUUAGAGCCACACCCCGUGCACUGAUGCUGAACGUGGAGCCGGUUCACUCUUGCAGUAUUGACGUGUUGUCCAGCAACUCGAAUACAAAGCCUUUGUUUUUAUUUUGUAGCAUUUUGAGAGCAUUAGGAAAGCAUUAAUCUAUGUUUAUACAUGAAUAUACCCCGAAUUAAGAGCAAAGAAGUUAUGUGACUGCUUAGUUUAAUUUAUUCCAUGUAGUUGAUUAAUGUAUGAAUGUUGUUCUUUAAUGUUUUAUUAAUACUUACCCUGUGACUUGAUUCUGUCAGACAUUGUGGGAUUCUGGCUGUGCAUGUCUGCAGACUCACGCAGUUUGCCCAAGCCUUGUGGGCCGCUCCACCAUCUGACUGACCCUGUGGCCCCGCCACACUUACGUGGAGCCCGCUUAGCUCUUGCUUACGUGAGAUAGUUCAGCUUGCUUUCUAGUCUGGAAGUUAAUUGUUCCUUUUCAGUAUUCCGAACAUGACAUCACAGAAACAUCAUCAAUGAAGUAAAUUAUUCAUGUAAAAUGCUUGUGCUCACUGACGUCUCGGUGCACUCUGGGAGGCUCUCCUGCCUUGCUGCCUUCUCCCAUGGGUCCUCACGGGAAGGUCCUGUGAGGAGGAGGGGCCUGGGAUCCGGUCGGUGCACUUUGGGAGUCGUGCGCCUGGUGAUGCGCUUCAGAACAACCCGCUUCCUCCGUGAACUCUGUGCCACGCACAGCAGGGGAGUGCUGCUUGCCAAGGCUUCCGACGUGGACACAGACGGAGAGAGCACUGGGGUCGGGAUUUUACCAAGGAGAUAAAAUUAAAUUCAGAGUAUGUUUUUUAUUUUUAAGUUUGACUUUAUAGGAUAUUAGUCUCCAUUUAUAUUUAUAUCAUUUGUGUAUAAAGCCAAAAAUGAGUCAGUACUUUUCUGGUGAGCAGUGACUUUACUGUGUUCACCAGGAAUAUCUAGACAGGUGCUGCCAGGUGCCUCAGCCCUUCACCGUCUCUCUGAGCAAAUUUGAUACAAUGUAACUAAAAUUUUAACCUGAACUCUAAAGAAGCUUUUAUUCCUGAAAAGAAUGCAUCCUCUGUAUUAUUUACAUGCAACAACGUGAGCGUGAGUUAGCAUAGUGAUGUCAUAACAACGCUCACAGUGAGGUGAGGUGUGUGACCACCUCCGACUUCCUUUUGGUUUAAUGAAUGUUUAAUGAAGCCAAGAAUGCUGCUUCCAGUGAAAAGAUUUAAGAAUGGCUGUGAAGUAGUAGACACUUGCAGAGAACUGAAAUUCGUGCAAUGUUGCCUUCUUACCCAAGUGAAUCACAGACCUCAGCUGAAAGUCCACUUACCCAGUAGGUCUUGCUGUUACUGCCUUGCAGAUGACUUGAGAAGUAAAUUAUUCUUUCUGAAAUAACCACCGCCUGAACACAUUUGCUCCACAUUUGUAACAAUUGUUUCAUAUCUAUAUACAUUUAAAAAUAAUAAUUCAAAGUCAAAGUAAUUUGUAACUUUUGGUGACACUGGUAAGUCCACACCUCAGAACCUGCCUUCCUCUCAGACUUCCUCUCCUGAGUCAUUGCACUGUUCAGAUAAAUUGAAACCUUGCUCAUAAAACAAAACAUUGUACAAAUGGAUUAGCUUUGAUUUAAACCAAAAUGUUGGCUGUGGGUAGGUUAAACUCUGAAACACGAGAUGAAGCUGGGCGUGGUGGCUCAUGACCGGGACACCUACACUGAGGCUGAGGCAGGACACUUGUCACGGGGCCCAGGCUAUGCUAAGUCACAGGGGAAGUUCUAGGAUAGCCUGGGGUCUGCUGUGAGACUCUGUGGAAAGAAAGGGAAAUGCACAGCUCCCUCGGCAUUCCUGGUCCGCACACUCAGUUGUGAACUGCCUGACGUAGGAGGAACCUAAGGCGGGGCGCUCUUCCCCCAGCUCCCAGCAGCCCUGGCACUCCACCGCCACUGUCACCUCUGAACUCGGAAGCUGCCAGCUACUCUGCAGGCCUCCUUGAUGGGAGGGUGCAGCCAUGUGAAUUCACAAACACACUGAGUAGCUGUGCUGUGUCACAGUCACCGGACCUUCACAGACACACCAUUGUCCAGUGUUUUCUAAAUCUUUUUUUUAGCUGGGAGUGGGGGGACAACUAAUUUGUGUGGGAACACCUGAAAAUAUUUUAGUCUGCUGUCACAGUUUUUACCUAUUGUGACUAUACAUGAAUUGGCUUAUGAACACUACCUUUGGCUACGUGUCAGAGGGGUGCAGCCAAUGGUAUUCAAAAACUACCAAUUGUAAAAUUUUGCAUAUGGAGAAGUAUACAGGUUCUAAAUAAUAUAGAUCACAAAUUUUUGUGUCUUUUUAAUUAGUGCUUCAGGUUAUGUGGUUUUUCUACAGGUAUUAAAUAAAUUACAAGUUUUUUUUCUUACCAAUGAAUAAUUUGAAUAUCAUUGGUCUAUUUGACCUAUAGAGCAUCCUCUUUCUCAGAGAAUCAUCCACAGUGGGUUACCUCAGUUUUUUUGUGUGUGUGGGUUCUUUUUGUUUUUUUGUUUUUUGUUUUUUGCAUUUCUUUUAUAUUUUAUAUUUUGGCUGUUAGUGUUCCUUUUUUGUCUCAGUGAACAGGGAAGUUUUUAUAUGUGAGGCUUCAGUUGGUGUUGAUAGAGGCUGCCCUCUGCCUGUUCAGACUGUUAGAUAACUAUCAGUGAGCAGAGCUCCUCUCAGCAGAGUCUGCACAGUGAAUCAGCUGCCACUGAGGUCCUCACUGCAGAGCGUAAGCAGCACAGACCACAGAUCACUGCUCCACAGCGCAGUCCUGCGGUGACACAGCUGUUUGUAAGUGCAAAGAGGUCUGCAGAGACAAGAGCUCUUCACUUAGAGUGACUUCAGGAGCACCUUUCCAAGUUAGGACCUUGAUAGAUUGAGAAAAUGAAGUGGAUAAGACAAAGGCCUGAUUGCAGGUGGGCACAGGGGGGCAGGCAGUUAGCACUGGGCAUUGCCUUAAUGUAUAUUAAAAGAUGCUGUGUGCUUCCCAAAGCCUGUCUUGACCGGUAGAUACUGCGGUGAGGCUAGCUCAUGAGUAUUCCUUUUGUAUCACACCAGUGUUUUUAAGUUGUGUGUUUGUGCUGUCUGCUGUGGUAUUUUUAAGUUCUGGUAGAAGGCUGCCGGCUGUGUCAAGUCAGGGCCAUCAGUAUUUCCUCAGUAUUGCUGCUCCACGUUCCCCAGUGCGCCUUCAAUGCCAGGACAGCAGCCGCGUCAAAGCCGCGGGAGUGCCCUCCCGCUCAUUUUAUACAUAUUUUUAGAAACCAAAUGACCGCAGACAGCUAUGUAGUAUACUGUUUAGCCAGCGGACCUCUAAAGGCAAUAAAUAUAUGCAUAUAGAUGGAGGGGAGAGUGGAAGUGCAGGUUACAGCCAGCCAUGGUGAUAGCCCAGCCAUGGUGAUAGCCCUGCAGGGUAGCUCUGGCUCUUCACCGACCUAGAAGGAUUUGAGUUGCUGCAGCUUUAGACAGAAAAUGUCCACGUCUGCUGAUUGUGGGCCAUACAUAUGCUUUUAGUACUGCUUUGCUGAUGUAUAAAUAAGAAAUCUGUAAUAUGUACUAUAUGUAAUUAUUUUCUUUUGACUUUAUUUCAAAAUGUAUAUUUUCUGAUUAUUAUCAUGAGCUAUAAAGCAAAAAGAUCAAUAUCUGAUAUUCUCCCAAAUAAUAAAUUUUCAAGAUU
Messenger RNA from Apodemus sylvaticus (European woodmouse), 5488 nucleotides. RefSeq names its product Ras association domain family member 8 (gene Rassf8). The transcript is spliced from 5 exons. The record is from RefSeq and is a predicted model, not a curated record. Gene Ontology annotation, biological process: signal transduction. Bases 423 to 1682 code for a protein of 419 amino acids. Lineage: Eukaryota; Metazoa; Chordata; Mammalia; Rodentia; Muridae.